CGUGCUGUCGGUGUGUGAGGCCGCGUUUACCAGAAAUUAUUAGCCCGGAGCACUUCUUCGGGCUCAUUUCGCCGCAAGCCACGAACGCGACAACCAAAAUCCGACCGGCAUGUUCCAAAACAAAAUCGUUCUGUCAGACAUCAGUCAACCCUUUCAAAAUUCCAAUUCGCCGAAAAUGGACGACGACGACCAGUUCGUGCCGGACGACGUCCAGAAGAUCGUCAAGGACAACAUCGAGGCCUGCCUCACGGACACCACGUACGAGGUGGAGAAGGUGAACCAGUGGAGCGCCAGGGUCUCGGAGCAGUGCCUCACGGCGCUGAGCAAGCUGAAGAAGAACUUCAAGUACGUGGUGACGUGCUCGAUCAUGCAGAAGACGGGGGCUGGGUUGCACACGGCGAGUUCUUGCUACUGGGACAGCACCACGGACGGGACCUGCACGGUGCGGUGGGAGAACAAGACCAUGUAUUGCAUUGUUACCGUUUUUGGGCUUGCGAUUUAAAAUGGAGAGGAUCGUCGGGGCAAAUUUAUGUGGCGUGUAUUUACUAUUUGACUGUUUUAUAUUUAUAUUGACUGGACGAGUUUGUGGAGGAGAUUUUUUGUAAGUUGUAGACUUUAUACA
This is a messenger RNA of Zophobas morio, 622 nucleotides long. RefSeq names its product dynein light chain Tctex-type 1-like. Gene Ontology annotation, cellular component: cytoplasm; cytoplasmic dynein complex. NCBI's taxonomy places the organism in Eukaryota, Metazoa, Arthropoda, Insecta, Coleoptera, Tenebrionidae. Bases 110 to 502 code for a protein of 130 amino acids. Gene Ontology annotation, biological process: microtubule-based movement. The transcript has a single exon. Gene Ontology annotation, molecular function: dynein intermediate chain binding. The record is from RefSeq and is a predicted model, not a curated record.